Molecule: messenger RNA, 546 nt
Organism: Heterobilharzia americana
Lineage: Eukaryota; Metazoa; Platyhelminthes; Trematoda; Strigeidida; Schistosomatidae
Source: the annotation of a GenBank genome assembly
UGAGGCGCCAGUUUCAAACGAUAAGCGUACUCUGUGAUGUCGGCGGUAGCUGCGCAAAGUGAUGGGGUUGCAAAGUUGCAACAAGCUCGCACUGCUGCCUUAGCAAAAAUCGAAGAAGCUCGGAACAGGAGAGCGAAACGCCUCAAGGAGGCUAAAGGAGAAGCAAACCUAGAAGUCGAGGUUUUCAAAGCCCAGCAAGAAGCUCACUUCAAUUCUCUCGAGCUUCAGGUAACUACUCAGUACGGCCCUUUUGAGGAAGUAUGUCGUCAGAUGACUGCUAAGCAGCUAGAUUCAAUGCAACGCUCUUUUCUCUCUAACAAAGAAUCAGCUUUGAGUUUACUAUUGUCGAAGGUCCUAGAUGUCAAGCCCGUUGUGCAUGUCAACUACGUUUAUAACAGUCCGUGUUCAUCAUAGCCUCCCAUUCAUCUAGAAGGAAAUGGGAAAAACUAAACAGUUCACAAGCAUAAUAUUAUCGAAGUUGUGAUUAUUACUAUGAUUCUCUGCAUUAUUUCAAUAUAUAAGUACCAAAUAUACUCUUCUUUAGUG